AAGGAAGUCACAUGUGAUGUCCAGAUGAUCCAUGGUGAUGGUGACAGCUCCAGCAUCCUGAGCAGACAUGGCUGUUUUAGAGUAUCUGAACUCGUUUAUCUGUGAGCGUCUGACAGCAGCAGCUGAGGAGAUCUUCAGGACUGUGGAGAAGAUGCUGGUGGAGUAUCAGGGAGAGAUCAGCAGAUCCAAGCAGGAGACAGAUCACCUGAGAACUCUGCUGCUCUGGCCACAAGUCACACUACACAGAUCAGCUCAUCAGGUCAGUCCUCAUCGCUGUGAUCAAGAGGAUUCUCCCGACUGCUGCCAUGAGGACGACUGGGCCCCAGAUGUGAGCCCGGAUCACCCGAGCACCUUGCACGUUAAAGAGCAGCACGACCAGAGGGCUGAUCUUCAGCGAGGACCAUCCUGCAGGCAGCAGUGUGAUAUCUCAGUCUUGUCAUGUCAGUUUGUGAAGAGAGAAGGUCACGAGGAGCCGCCCUCACACCUCUACAGAAUAUUAACUGUUGAACAGACGGCAGACGUCAAAGCCGAGCGUGAUGGUGACGAGUUAGUAACAUCUCCAUCGACCAGGGAGGCUGAGACCCCCUGUGGAAUAAAUCCAGAGUCUUCUGGACUUCAGCGAGAACCCCUGAAAGAGCUGCUGGAGACCGCUCGUCAUGAGCAACGUGGGCUUGAUGAGCAGCCGUACUCUUUACAAGACCGGAGCCCCUGUCAGGAGGACCACGAGGACCCUGAUCCCCCUCAGGUCAAAGUGGAAGAGUUGACAUCAUCUCAGGAAGAUGCUGACCACGACUACGAACUCCCUCUUCAGUCAGAGAGCGUCAGUUAUGAUCAUUCUUCAAGCCCCAGCCACGACCAAACUCUGACCAACAAAACAUUUUACACAGCAGAGGAAAAGAGACGAGAUGCUGAAGGAGACGGCUGCGAGCUCUCCAGAGCCUCUGAGCCCUUCUACUCUGUAAAUCAAAGUGAAUAUGACGUAGAGAACACAGACGGUGCGGUGAAUGGAGAAUGGAUUAAGGCGCUCGCACCAACAAGAACGAGACAAAAGCAAAAGCACAACUCCAGCUUGUUCACUGAGAAAAGAGACGUUAUUGGAGUGGAAGAAGACGUAAAUGAUCUCACCAGGGAGAGAAGACACACUUGCCCCAUCUGCACCAAACGUUUCAAAGAGUCGGGCCAUUUGAAGGAUCACGUGAGAAUCCACACGGGAGAGAAACCAUACCGGUGUAAGGAGUGUGGCGUGAACUUCAGACAGAGUGGAGCUUUGACUUUGCACAUGAGGAUCCACACGGGGGAGCGGCCGUACCAGUGCAGCGACUGUGGCCGGCGCUUCAAUCGCAAAGGCGACAUGGAGAAUCACAGGGUGACGCAUACGGGGGAGAGACCCCAUGUGUGCAUGGCGUGUGGGAAAAGCUUUAAAAGGAAAGGCAACUUAAACACACAUCUGAAGAUCCACGCAGAGGACAAAAUGGAGUGCACACAACCAUUGUGAUUGUUUGAAUACUCUUUGUGUCAUCCAGAUAGUGACCCUCUGGAAAACAUGGAUUAUCGGAUACUGUAUGUUUACUGGAGUGAAUAAUACUGUUCAUAAUUAAUUUCUCUACCACGAGGGGUCGCCAAAACUUCAUGGGGGGAUUGCGAGGACUUUUAAGGGGUGUAAGCAUCUUAUGUUUUAUUAUACAGUUGGUCUAUAUCUCAGUAUUUCAUUCAUUUCUGU
Molecule: messenger RNA, 1720 nt
Organism: Sebastes umbrosus (honeycomb rockfish)
Lineage: Eukaryota; Metazoa; Chordata; Actinopteri; Perciformes; Sebastidae
Product: zinc finger and SCAN domain-containing protein 30-like
Exons: 3
Coding region: 68-1495 (475 amino acids)
Source: RefSeq, a predicted model, not a curated record